GAGCCACCCAAUCCCCUAGGGACAGGUUUCACAACUUCCCGGAUGGGGCUGUAGUGGGUCACAGUGCAGCCUCCAGCCAGGAGGAUGGAGCGGCUCCCACUCCUGCUGCUUCUGAUGCAGUGCUCAGGGGCCCCUGGGCAGCGCUCGCCCUUGAAUGACUUCCAGGUUCUGCGAGGUACAGAGCUGCAACACCUGCCACAUGCAGUGGGGUCCAGGCCUUGGCAAGAGGAUGUAGCAGACGCUGAGGAGUGUGCAGGGCGUUGUGGGCCCCUACUCGACUGCAGGGCUUUCCACUACAACGUAAGCAGCCACGGUUGUCAGCUGCUGCCAUGGACCCAGCACUCACCUCAUACACGGCUGCAGCGCUCCAGGCGCUGCGAUCUCUUCCAAAAGAAAAGCUAUGUUCGGACCUGCAUCAUGGACAAUGGGGUCGAGUACCGCGGCACCGUGGCCAUCACCGUGGGUGGCCUACCCUGCCAGCGCUGGAGCCUCAGGUUCCCCAAUGACCACAAGUACACGCCCACGCUCCGGAAUGGCUUGGAGGAGAACUUCUGCCGCAACCCGGACAGGGACCCCGGAGGUCCCUGGUGCUAUACAACAGACCCUGCCGUGCGCUUCCAGAGUUGCGGCAUCAAGUCCUGUCGGGAGGCCGCUUGCCUUCUGUGCAAUGGCGAGGAUUACCGUGGCUCGGUGGACCGCACCGAAUCAGGGCGCGAGUGUCAGCGAUGGGACCUGCAGCACCCGCACCCGCACCCUUUUGAGCCGAGCAAGUUCCUUGAAAAAAAUCUGGACGACAACUAUUGCCGGAAUCCAGACGGCUCGGAGCGGCCCUGGUGCUAUACCACCGACCCACAGAUGGAGCGGGAGUUCUGCAACCUCCCCCACUGCGGGUCCGAGGCACAGCCGCGCCACGAGGCCACGACACUCAACUGCUUCCGCGGGAAAGGGGAGGGCUACCGGGGCACGGUCAACACCACCGCCGCGGGCGUGCCUUGCCAGCGUUGGGACGCGCAGCACCCGCAUCAGCAUCGCUUUGCGCCGGAGAAAUACGCGUGCAAGGACCUUCGGGAGAACUUCUGCCGGAACCCCGACGGAUCGGAGGCGCCCUGGUGCUUCACAUCGCGGCCUGGCAUGCGCGUGGCCUUCUGCUACCAGAUCCGGCGGUGCGCGGACGACGUGCGGCCCGAGGACUGCUAUCACGGCGCGGGGGAACUAUACCGGGGUUCGGUCAGCAAGACCCGCAAGGGCGUCCGGUGCCAGCGCUGGUCUGCCGAGACGCCGCACAAGCCUCAGUUCACACCCACCUCCGCCCCACAAGCGCAACUGGAGGAGAACUUCUGCCGGAACCCGGACCGGGAUAGUCACGGGCCCUGGUGCUACACCACGGACCCAGGGACCCCGUUUGACUACUGUGCACUGCGGCGCUGCGAUAAUGACCAACCGCCGUCCAUCCUGGAGCCCCCAGACCAAGUGCUGUUUGCAGAGUGUGGCAAAAGGGUGACUCGCCUGGACCCACGGCGCUCCAGGCUGCGUGUGGUGGGGGGUCAGCCUGGGAACUCACCCUGGACAGUCAGCUUGCGCAACCGGCAGGGCCAGCACUUCUGCGGAGGCUCCCUAGUGAAGGAGCAGUGGGUACUGACUGCCCAGCAGUGUUUCUCCUCCUGCAACAUGCCUCUCAUGGGCUAUGAGGUGUGGUUGGGCACACUGUUCCAGAACCCGCAGCCUGGGGAGCCAGGCCUGCAGCGCAUCCCAGUGGCCAAGAUGGUCUGCGGGCCCUCAGGCUCCCAGCUUGUUCUGCUCAAGCUGGAGAGGUAUGUGACAAAGGGGUGUGAGGUGGGACAGGGCCUUGUGGCCUCAGACCCUGAAUGCCCUCAUUCCUGCUGAAGAUCUGUGACCCUGAACCAGCGUGUGGCCCUCAUCUGCCUGCCCCCUGAGCGGUAUGUGGUGCCUCCAGGCACCAAUUGUGAGAUUGCAGGCUGGGGCGAGACCAAAGGUACAGGGGACAACACGGUCCUGAACAUGGCCCUUCUGAACG
Messenger RNA from Vicugna pacos (alpaca), 2035 nucleotides. The record is from RefSeq and is a predicted model, not a curated record. Lineage: Eukaryota; Metazoa; Chordata; Mammalia; Artiodactyla; Camelidae.